GAUAAUGGAAUGGGCAGCAAGAUCUGAUCACUUGAGAGGUUUUCCAAGGAAAUCUGUGAUAAUGGCUGUUGGUGCGUUUGCAAGAGCAGUUGCUAAUCUUUGCAACAAAACCACAGUUCACAAUGCAGAUACUCUUAUGUAUCUUGUCCGGUCGCGACCACCUGGGGCUCCUCUCAUUACUGUUAGUAAUCACAUGUCGACUUUGGAUGAUCCUGUAAUGUGGGGAGGGUUCAAGGGCCUUCUUUCCCUUGAUCCAGAGUUUGCUCGAUGGGUUCUUGCUGCAGAGGACAUAUGUUUCAAGAACCCUAUCUUCUCUUACAUCUUUCGCACUGGCAAGUGUAUACCUAUAACUAGAGGUGGUGGAAUCUACCAAGAACACAUGAAUGAAGCUCUCCAGCGAUUAAAAGAUGGAUCUUGGUUGCAUACCUUCCCAGAGGGCAAGGUGUUUCAAGAAGAUGUGCCUAUAAGACGACUUAAAUGGGGAACCGCAAGCCUCAUCGCUCGUUGUCCUGUUACCCCAAUUGUCUUGCCAAUAGUUCACCGAGGUUUUGACGAGAUGAUGCCGGAGAACUACUUCAACGGAAGAAGGCCACCGGUACCUCUGUGCAACAAGAACCUUCAAGUCGUGGUUGGUGAACCAAUUGAGUUUGAUGUUCCCAUGAUGGUUGAGACCGCUGUCUCGGCCUCCCGCCUUGUAACGGCUCCUCUUCAAGAAGCGAAAUGGCCUAUCCUCUCUUGUGCUGGCCAAAAGCUAGACGAACCCGCUCAGAGAUGCCUCUACACAGCUCUUUCCGAGAAGAUUCAAUCCUCAUUGGAAACAUUGAGACUAUUAGCCAAGCGGUUG
Molecule: messenger RNA, 844 nt
Organism: Thlaspi arvense
Lineage: Eukaryota; Viridiplantae; Streptophyta; Magnoliopsida; Brassicales; Brassicaceae
Source: the annotation of a GenBank genome assembly